This is a messenger RNA of Pneumocystis murina B123, 2051 nucleotides long. RefSeq lists its product as hypothetical. Gene Ontology annotation, molecular function: zinc ion binding; ubiquitin protein ligase activity. The transcript has 10 exons. Gene Ontology annotation, biological process: protein ubiquitination; Ras protein signal transduction. Bases 33 to 2051 code for a protein of 672 amino acids. Lineage: Eukaryota; Fungi; Ascomycota; Pneumocystomycetes; Pneumocystales; Pneumocystaceae. The record is from RefSeq and is a predicted model, not a curated record. Gene Ontology annotation, cellular component: cytoplasm.
AGGCUGGAUCUCGAACACCAAAGCUACUGACGAUGACCAGAUUUCAUCAGAGAAUCAUAUGUUUUUACCCAGAAGCAUCUCCUUGGCUUGAAAUAUAUCUUGAGCGGCUUUUUGGCGCUUCAUUUACAGCAAAUUUUUUAUAUAAAAUACAACAAGCAAAGAAACUACCAAAAACAGAUAUUUUUGAGCAGUUGCCAUCAGAGGAUUUUGAAUAUUAUCAGAAUAUAUAUAAACGUGCAGCAGAGUACAGUUGGAGUGUAAAAGAAAAUUCAUUUGAAAGACAAACAAAUAUUUUUUCAUUGAACAAAGGGAAACGUCCUGUAAAUAACAUUAUUAAGGGGGAGGAUUCUCGAGUUGAAUACAUUUUUGUUGAAUGGUUAGAUAUAGAGGAAAAAACAGGGAAAAAAAUGAAGGUUAAGUCACAGAACGAGGCAUCAUUUAAAGAUGAAAAAACUUCAUCUAAUCCUCCAUUAAAUGAUAAAAUAUCGCGUGCACAAUAUAUUCCAUUUAAAGAGGAUAACAUGAAUACUCAAAAACAUGGGAUUGCUAAUUUUGGAUUUGGAGUGAUUCAUAUUUAUCGAGAUGGAAAAAUGUUAUCUACUAAGGAGGAAUGGGAUGGGGAGGAGUUAACGUCGAAGGAUAAGGUUGUAGCAAUUCUUGCAGUUCCAAGCUAUAUGACAACUUCUGAUUUCUUAGGGUUUGUGGGUGAAGAUGUAAAGAAUCAAGUUAGUCAUUUUAGAUUUAUUCGAACAAGUGCACCGAAUCGAUAUAUGGUUUUACUUAAAUUUAGACAAUUCAAGAAUGCUAAGGCUUUCUAUAAUACGUUUAAUGGGAAAUCGUUUAGUUCUACAGAGCCAGAAAAAUGUCAUACAGUUUUCAUUAAACAGAUUUUAUUUCAAUCUAAACAAAUUCCGAAAAAAGAACUUUUGUCUUCUACAGAUGAUCCAUUUUUGCCCGUUUUUGAUAUAUUUGAAACGUGCCAAGCAGCCUCCACAUUAACUAUACCUAUUGUAUCUCCAACAUUUGGUCUUCGUGAGCUUCCAACAUGUGUUGUUUGUUUAGAAAGAAUGGAUGCAUCUGUAACUGGGCUCUUAACUAUAUUAUGUCAGCAUACAUUUCAUUGUCAAUGCUUAAGUAAAUGGGGGGAAAAUAACUGUCCUGUAUGUCGAUAUUCACAGCAAAAGGAUGUUUUAAAUGCCGCUAGAAUUAAUAGUCAAUGUAGUGUUUGUGGUUUACAAAAAAAUUUAUGGAUAUGUUUAAUUUGUGGACAUAUCGGAUGUGGUCGUUAUGAUCUUGCUCAUGCUUAUGAUCAUCAUAUUAAUACGGGGCAUUGUUAUGUUAUGGAUAUGGAAACUGAAAGAAUAUGGGACUAUGUGGAUGAUUGUUAUGUACAUCGGUUAAUUCAGAAUAAAAUCGAUGGAAAUUUACUUAAAUUUCCAUCUACUUCUUAUUGUCCAGAUACUGAAGAAUCAGUAUCUGAGAAAAAUUAUUUAGAUAUGAAAAAAAAACUAGAAUCAAUGAGUUUAGAAUAUACAUAUCUUUUGACAUCUCAGCUUGAGCUUCAAAGGAUUUAUUACGAAAAUAAGAUAACAGCAGCAAUGGAUAAAGCAAAAAAAGCAGCAGAAGAAGAAAAACAAGUUAAGCAGGAAAUGGAUAAUCUAAUGAAAAAAUUCUCUGAAUUAGAGAUAAAUUUUAAUGAAUCUCAAAAAAAAAUAAAUGAUUUAAAAAUAUUAAAUUCUCAAAAUGGAAAAAAACUAGAAAAAUCCUCUGAGCUGGCUCGGCGUAUGGAAAAGGAAUGGAAGGAAGAGAAGUUAUUGAAUUCAACAUUAAUGCAUCGGAUUGAACAUUUGAAUAUCGAAAAUAAUAAAAUACGACUUGAUUCCGAAGGCUUGAAAUUAAAAAUAGAGGAUUUGUCUGAUCAAUUAAGAGAUGCUAUGUUUUUCAUUUCUUCUCAAAAACAUCUUGAUACUAUGAAUGAUGAUCUAAAAAAAGAACUUCAAGCAGGAACUAUCUUUAUUCCAAAGAAAUCAAAAAAAAAAAAUAAAAAAUAA